Bipolaris maydis ATCC 48331 is the source of this 922-nucleotide messenger RNA. Its product is annotated as class I glutamine amidotransferase-like protein. Gene Ontology annotation, cellular component: cytoplasm. Gene Ontology annotation, molecular function: glyoxalase III activity. Lineage: Eukaryota; Fungi; Ascomycota; Dothideomycetes; Pleosporales; Pleosporaceae. The record is from RefSeq and is a predicted model, not a curated record.
AGCUAUCGGCGCAAAAAAGGAUACAAGAUUACAAACUAACCCUCUCCCAAAGAUAUAAAAAUAUAGUAGGAAAACACCCAUCACACAUCAAUUUCAUCCACGUCAAUCCCACUUUCCACAUAUACAUCAAUUCCAUCUACGAAAAAAAAAACCCCAAAUCCAUCACAAUGUCCAAGCCAAGCAUCCUCUUCGUCCUCACCUCGCACAACAAGCUCGGCGACACAGGCAAACCCACCGGCUGGUACCUGCCCGAGCUCGCGCACCCCUACCACGUUCUCCGCAACAAAGCCAACAUCACCGUCGCCUCGCCCAAGGGCGGCGAAGCGCCGCUCGACCCCGCCUCAGUCGAAGCCGCCAAAGACGACGUCUCGGUGACCUUCCUCAAGAACGACGAGCAAGUCUGGAAGACGACACAGAAGCUCUCCGACUUCAUUGGCAAAGCGGGCCAGUUCGACGCCAUCUUCUAUGUCGGCGGCCACGGCCCCAUGUUCGAUCUCGCCGACGACGCCACCUCGCAGCAGCUCAUCAAGGAGUUCUGGGAGGCCGGCAAGAUUGUCUCGGCCGUGUGCCAUGCGCCCGCUGUACUCUACAAUGUCAAGCUGAGCGAUGGAAGCUUGCUGGUUGCGGGCAAGGAAGUCACUGCGUUUACGAAUGCCGAGGAGGAGCAGGUCGGGUUGACCAAGGCGGUGCCGUUCUUGCCAGAGGACGCGCUGCAGAAGGCGAGUGGCGGCAAGUUUGUCAAGGCGCCGCAGCCGUGGGGCGAGAAGGUGGUUGUGUCCGGCAAGCUGAUUACUGGGCAGAAUCCUGCUAGUGCGACGGGUGUGGGUGAGGCGCUUGCUAAGGCGUUGGGUAUCUAGGGUUAUGAUAGUAUGAAUAAUGUAUUAGUACUGUAAUGAAGAACAUGCUCUGACGAAGCAAUCAU